AUGAGUGUCUCGUGGUUCUCUGUAUCCACGCUAUUCCGGAGACUGAUAGCGGGCCCUAUACAUUCCGGUGGGCCUGUAUUGUCCGCAAGUCGCUUUUCACGCUCGUUCAUGACCUCCCCAGCUCGUUCGGCUGACCCCAUUGCAUUCACCACCUCUCCCACAACACCCGACGAAACUAUAUCCAAUAUUAUCGAUCCCAGGUUGAAGUCGCAGUCACUCAAGGGCCGCAAGAAUGAACAGGUGGUGUUGUGGAAACUCUACGGCUCGUUCCACCGUCAUAAUACGCUACUUUCCAUGGUGGCCGUGGUUGAAGAUCUCGAUUUCAUGGAAAAAAAUGACCAUUUAACUUACAACGAAAAGGUAUUAUACUACAUGCAAUUGCCACAUCACGUAAAACUCCAUGUUUCUGCCGGUCAAUUGGGUUUUAGAAAGGCACAAAGAGCUGAAUACGAAGCUGCGUACCAGGUAAGUUCGAGAAUGUUCAAACAAAUCGAAGAAAAGGGACUCUUGGGCCCUAACGAUAAGGUCGAGUUGGUCUUAAAGGACUUUGGAAGGGGCCGAGAAGCAUUUUUGGCUGCUUUACAAGGUAAAGAAGGGUCUCGGAUCCGACCCAAUAUUGUCCGUAUCAGUGACAAUACCAAAUUGAGAUUUGGAGGCUCACGUCCUAAGAAAUUGCGUCGUCUCUGA
Molecule: messenger RNA, 687 nt
Organism: Meyerozyma guilliermondii ATCC 6260
Lineage: Eukaryota; Fungi; Ascomycota; Pichiomycetes; Serinales; Debaryomycetaceae
Product: mitochondrial 37S ribosomal protein uS11m
Exons: 1
Coding region: 1-687 (228 amino acids)
Biological process (GO): ribosomal small subunit assembly; maturation of SSU-rRNA from tricistronic rRNA transcript (SSU-rRNA, 5.8S rRNA, LSU-rRNA); translation
Cellular component (GO): mitochondrial small ribosomal subunit; ribosome
Molecular function (GO): small ribosomal subunit rRNA binding; mRNA 5'-UTR binding; structural constituent of ribosome
Source: RefSeq, a predicted model, not a curated record